This is a messenger RNA of Nakaseomyces glabratus, 1047 nucleotides long. RefSeq names its product End3p (gene END3). Gene Ontology annotation, biological process: endosomal transport; actin filament organization; endocytosis. NCBI's taxonomy places the organism in Eukaryota, Fungi, Ascomycota, Saccharomycetes, Saccharomycetales, Saccharomycetaceae. Gene Ontology annotation, molecular function: calcium ion binding; protein binding. The record is from RefSeq and is a predicted model, not a curated record. Gene Ontology annotation, cellular component: cytoplasm; plasma membrane.
AUGCCUAAGUUAGAGCAGUUUGAGAUCAAGAAGUAUUGGCAGAUUUUCUCCGGUUUGAAGCCGGUUGAGAACAAAGUAAGCCACGAUCAGGUGUUGCCCAUUCUUUACAAUUCGAAGCUGGAUUCUUCGAUAUUGAACAAGAUAUGGUUUCUUGCCGAUAUUGAUGACGAUGAUAACCUUGAUUUUGAGGAAUUUGUGAUCUGUAUGAGGUUAAUUUUUGAUAUGGUAAAUAAGAACAUUGAUUCUGUUCCUGAUGAACUCCCUGAAUGGUUAGUUCCGGGAAGCAAAGCUAAGUUGAUUAAGGAAAGACAGAAAGCUAAGCAACAAGAGAAUGCUGAGAUUCCAAGACAAGAAGUUCCAGAUGUUGACUGGUAUAUAUCACCAGAGGAUAAGACAUACUAUGAAAAGAUACUAUCCACAUGUGGACCAAUGGCGGAUGGUACUGUCACUUUUGCGGAGUUAAGCCUGGCUUUGAAGUCAAAGUUUUUCAAUAUUGGUGUAAGCGAUAUGGAAAGGACUUGGAAGUUGAUAAACCCUAGGGAUUUACCAUCCAUUGAUAGGGAUCCAGCUAUGUAUUUUAUCCAUUGCCUAAGACAACGCAAUGAUAUUGGAACAUCAAUUCCAUCAGAAUUACCACCUGCAUUGGCAGAAGUGUGCAAUAAGCAAAGAGUUGAAUAUGACCUGUCCUCUAAACAAGCCGACUUAAAGAGACUAGACACAAAGGAACCCACAAAGAAUGAUGUGACAAAACUGGGCGACGAAUUGGAUCGUUUGGAGCACAGCCUUGAGAAUUUAACCACUGGAAGUACAUCCUCAACAUUACAAGGUACAAUUAAAAUGAGUAAAGAAUCGUUAAAUCAGUUUAAGGGUUUGUUAGCAUUCAUGGAAAAUGAUUUGAACCAUCCAAACCCAGAUAGUAAUGCUAAUGUAAAAUAUGUCACAGAUGAUCUAGAUAACAUUGAUCAACAAGUACAGAUGUUAGAGACCUACUUGCAACAAAAAAGGCAAGAACUUGGAUCACUGAAGGCAGAAGUUGGUUCUACGUAG